UAAGAUCCAAGACUUGCAUCAAGUCCACUUAUUUUCAAUGAAAUUCCAAAUGAAGCGAUCCAUCAAGCAGAAGAAACGCCUUCUUCACGAUGUCCUUCAAUUCGAAUUGCAGAGGAUAAUAGCUCACUUCCUUGCAGCUUGUAACACGACCAGAAUUUUUGCUUAUAAAUACUCGAUUUUAGCCCGUUCGUCUUCAUCUCCUAGUUGUACUUUCUCUGUGCAGACAGCAGGGUUCGGAGAAAUCGGGAACAUGGGCAUCAAAGGUCUUCUGUAUAAUUUCCAUCUCUUUUCCUUGGUCUUGCUUUUUGUGGGUUUUCUAGGUUCCGUACAUGGACGGUUGCCUUUGAUUAAGAAACCCGACCCGGAUGAUGCUGCCGUCACUGCUCGUUGGUUGGUCUCUAACAACGUCUGGGGUGUCUUAAAUACCAUCUCAAGUGACUUGGGAGGAGCACCAUUUGGGAAUGUGGUUUCCUUUAGUGAUGGGCUACCUGGCAAAGGUGGUGGCAUACCAUUCUUCUACUUGACAACUCUUGAUCCAACUGCCAGAAAUGCAAUGGAAGACGAGAGGGCUUCUUUGACAAUCAGUGAAUACCCUAUAGGAACUUGUGGCAAUAAAGAUCCCGAGAAUCCCUCAUGUGCGAAAAUUACACUUAUUGGCAAGUUGAAGGUAGUUGACAAAAAAUCUAAAGAGGCAGAGUUUGCUAAAAGUGCCUUGUUCUCAAAGCAUGCGGAGAUGAAGGGUAAGUACGAGAAUUGAUACGUUGGCCUAUUGAUCAUGACUUCCAGUUCUUCAAGUUAGAAAUUGAGAGUAUAUUUUUGAUUGAUUGGUUUGGUGGCCCAAAACCACUCACGGUGGAGCAGUACCUGCAUCCUAAAAUGUGAGUACCACAUACCACUGAUACCAUGUUUGCAAAUGGCAGUCAUGCAGAAAAAAUGCAGCGAAGAAACGAAGUUAAUCGUAAUUCCUUUACUGUCACAUAAUCAAUAUCGUAUAAUAUUUAAAUGCUUAUUUAUGUUCACUGAUGCAUCUUCUACACUUACAUGAUCUGCUAGAAAUAGUUUGAUGUUAUUUCUCAGUGCUUAUAUAUAUCUCUACUAAUGCAUUUUCUUUCCCCAAACUCGUGCUUCUGACAUCUUCAGAAGCAAACUCGCUUUCCUUGUGGGAGCGCACAUCUAAUUGUCUCUUGCUCAUCUGCUCGUGCAUUGGAUGUUAAUGAAGUGUGUAAUAACGAUGUAAAUUAGAUAUAAUGAAUUCAUUGUAAAUAAGAUGUGAGGGUUGUGAUUUCUGAUUAUGUAAUUGUUUUACUUGUACAAUCAUACCGUCUGAUAAGAAUGAUCAAAGGCGGGGUAAAUUCUAGGUACAAGGUUUGUACUCACAAGCACUCAUUAUUCUUUAUUUCAAUAAUAUUCUGGAAAUGUAUCAGUUUACUGUA
This is a messenger RNA of Carya illinoinensis, 1433 nucleotides long. Its product is annotated as protein CREG1. NCBI's taxonomy places the organism in Eukaryota, Viridiplantae, Streptophyta, Magnoliopsida, Fagales, Juglandaceae. The record is from RefSeq and is a predicted model, not a curated record. The transcript has 5 exons. Bases 38 to 757 code for a protein of 239 amino acids.